Molecule: messenger RNA, 5170 nt
Organism: Sphaeramia orbicularis (orbiculate cardinalfish)
Lineage: Eukaryota; Metazoa; Chordata; Actinopteri; Kurtiformes; Apogonidae
Product: calcitonin gene-related peptide type 1 receptor-like
Exons: 14
Coding region: 286-1716 (476 amino acids)
Biological process (GO): adenylate cyclase-activating G protein-coupled receptor signaling pathway; angiogenesis; cell surface receptor signaling pathway
Cellular component (GO): plasma membrane
Molecular function (GO): adrenomedullin receptor activity; calcitonin receptor activity; calcitonin gene-related peptide receptor activity
Source: RefSeq, a predicted model, not a curated record
GUUUUUUCUCCAGCAGCUCCUCCUGACAGAUAGGACAUACAUCCUGGGCUUGGAUCGGUUUCCGGCAGACGCUUCCAGGCUCCUGGCUCAUCAGUGGCUCGCUUUGUGACUCAGAACCGGCAGAGGGAUCAUUUUCCGUCCGAUUGCCUCAGUACUGCCUCUGACUCUGGUGGGAAACACAUCAGCCGACGGACUUUAUCUCCAAGAACCAGAGAUUUCCACUCGUGCUUUUCCCUUCCACAGUCAAACCGAAGGAGUAUUCUCCAACACUGUGCUAUAAAGAAUAUGAAGAUCAGAGGAACGAUGGAGCUGAAAUGCUUCCUGAGUCUCCUGGUGUUGUGCUCCCUCGAUAAGCUGCUGGUGGUGGCGAGCCCUGAGGAGGAUUACCAGGAGCAUCUGAACCAUCGGGGCGAACACAAAUCCACACGGAACCAAAUCGCUUCAGCCCAAUACGAAUGUUUCCAGAGGAUUUUGAAACAGUCACAGCGCAAAACAAAAGCAAUAGCAGGUCCAGUGUGUAACACAACGUGGGAUGGAUGGUUAUGCUGGGAUGAAACCGAAGCCGGUGUCACGGCUGAGCAGAACUGUCCCGACUAUUUUGAGGAUUUCGACCCUCAUGCCCCUGCGUCCAAAGUGUGCAGUGAGACAGGCCACUGGGGACGCCACCCGCAGAGCAACAGGACAUGGACCAACUUCACAAACUGCAAAGCCAACACCACACAUCUCGAUGAAAAAAUAAAGAUGCAGGCGGCAAUGACUCAUUUCUACUUGGUUAUGAUUGGACAUGGGCUGUCGCUGGUGUCGCUACUCAUAUCACUGACAAUCUUCUUCCAUUUUAAGAGUCUGAGCUGUCAGAGGAUAACGCUGCACAAAAACCUCUUUCUGUCCUUUGUGCUGAACUCUAUCAUCACCGUUGUGUGGCUCACCACAGUGGUGAAGAAAGGCGGAAACACAUACAGUGAUUCUGUGAGCUGUAAGCUGCUCAUGUUCAUUCACCUGUAUCUGUUCAGUUGUAACUACUUCUGGAUGCUCUGCGAGGGCAUCUACCUGCACACACUCAUUGUCGUGGCAGUGUUUGCAGAGAAACAACAUCUGAUGUGGUAUUAUCUACUUGGCUGGGGCUUUCCACUGAUACCAGCGGUGAUACAUUCAAUAGCACGUCUCUGCUACUACAACGACAGAUGUUGGGUCAGUUCAGAUACAUCUUUGCUCUACAUUAUCCACGGGCCCAUCUGUGCCGCAUUAGUGGUGAACCUUUUUUUCUUAUUAAACAUCGUCCGAGUUCUGAUCACCAAGCUGAGGGUGACACAUCAGGCCGAGUCCAGCCUUUACAUGAGGGCUGUGAGGGCCACGCUCAUCCUCAUCCCUCUGCUGGGAAUCCAGUUUGUGCUGCUUCCUUACAAACCCCAUGAACACAGCGUCGCCGAGAUCUACCUGUACAUCAUGGACAUCCUCAUGCACUACCAGGGUCUGUUGGUUUCGACAAUAUUCUGCUUCUUCAAUGGGGAGGUCCAGAGUGUUCUUCGGAGACACUGGAAUCAGCAAAGGAUGCAGUUCGCUGGCACUUUUGCCAACGCUGACUUCUUUCGCUCGGCUUCGUACGUGGCGUCAUCACUCACCGAGGUCCACCGCUGCUACAGCAUUGAGAGCCACACCGAGCACAUGAAUGGCAAGAGCUACUCAGAUAUAUUCAGAUCGGACAGUCCUUUUGUGUGACAAUGGACCGCGUAAAAAAGAUGGAAAAACAGAACAAAAAAAAGUAUCUUUGGUCAUUUUUCUGUUUUUGGAGUUAUGCUACUGUCCAUGAAACUGAAUAUUUAACAAUUUUAAUCCUUCCGCCACAAGUUUUUCCCUUGAAUCUUACUAAGAAGGACUUUCUAAGCAUAUGGCACCAGCUACUGAUGUUAACCCCGAGAAAAUUCAAAGGGACAACUGCUGCAAACUGGGGACGAUCCUGUGAAUAUUUGCUUUUUUUUUUUUUUUUGGACUACGUGGAUUAAGUUUAAAGAACUUUCAAUGAAUGAACGAAAGUCAAUAAGAAGUUGAUACAAUGGUUGUUGGUUGUUGUUUGAAGGUAGUUUUUUUUUUUUACUCCUGGCCAAAGGUGCAGACAUUCUGGGUAUUUAGUUCGAGGCACAUUAUCUCUGCAGGCAGAAUGUGUAUUUCACUGGGAGAAGUCAGAGGCACAUAGGCUGCAUGGGAAGAGAAGCAAAAAAGCUUCCUGUUUAUCUUGCUCCUCACUCUUCUGUGGUUAGAAUGACUUGUUAACAAGGGAAACCAUAUCAGCAGAAAGCGUGUACUGUAUAAAUCAGCUAAAUCAUGAUCGGUAUUGAAUAGUACUGAAAUGUAACUGCCAUCGGUCACGGUUUUGGACAUUUCCUGAGUUUCUUUACCAGAUGGGUGUUACUGUGGUUGAAAUUCCAGAUAUCCAGGACUUGGCUGCAGGGAAAAUUCUUGGGAAAAUUUGUGAGUAAACUAUGGGGUAAGGAUGCUGUCAAAAUAUUUGUGUGCAUAAGAUAGAAAUGCGUGCAUAUUAGUCUAUAGUUGUGCAAAACAUAAAUAUUUGUAAACUCUUGAAUGAGUUCAGUCAUGCAUAAAAUGUAUUGUUUAUUUUAUCUGUCAGAAUAUGAAUGAAUAAGUUUUGACAACAAGAAUUACAAACAUGAAAUGCAACUUUCGCAACUCUGCUGUCAAAACUACAUCACCACUUCACGGGCAUUAUUUAUCGAGCAGUAGAUAAAUAAUUCCACAGAUACCACAUGCGUUCAAGUUCCUUCUCCAAGGUCAGAAAAAUGUACAAAUGGUUUGAUUUGACCUGAUUUCGUUCUGACCUCGUCGGCCAUCUUGCAAAGUGAUCCUGCUCAAUCUUACCUUGAUCUUUGCCGUGGAAAGAGAACCUGAACUCAUGUGCGAUGUGUGGAAUCGAUCAUGCAUCUGUAUCUUCUGUUCGAUAAAUAAUGCCUGUGAAGUGGUGAUGUAUUUUUGACAGUAGAGUCAGGCUGAUGACUUUGUAUUCGUGAUGAAGAAAGCGCAAUCGUAAAGUUGCAUUUUGUGUUUGUAAUUCUUGAUGUCAAAACUUUUUCAUUCCUAUUCUGACAGACAAAAUGCACACAAUACAUUUUAUGUAUGAUUGAACUCAUUCAAGAGUUUACAAAUAUUUAUUUUUUGCACAAUUAUAUUUAUUUUUGCACAACUAUAGGCUAAUAUGCACACUUAAUCUGUCUUAUGCACACAAUUAUUUUGACAGCUUCCCUACCCCAUAGAAACCUUGAUCAGUUUUGUAUAGAGAGUUUUAGAUGAAAAAGAAAGAUGUGCUUAUACAUUCAUUUCAAGAAAGGCUACUUGGAAUGUGUGGCAGUUUCUUUUUAAUUUAUGUUUUAUUUCCUGCUCCUAAAUUAAACAAAUAAGAGCGUCAGUAUAUUGUGCAUUUUUCUGAAUAUUUCAUGAUGCUGGAGAGAUGACAAAGGAUGAAAGACAAUGACGAGUGAAAAAUGCAUGAGGGUUAUUUUUGUUGUGUAUAAAUGGCAUAUUGUAUAGGCACAUUCCAAAAACAGACAACCAUUCAUGUAUUUUGUAUAUUUUCCAGCCACAUCUUAUUCAGAAUCAUUUACACUGCAGUGGAUUUCUUAAUUCAUGCUAAAUAUUCUACUCAGUAGGCCAAUUGUGUCCUUAACAAGUGAAGAGCUGCUGGUUUCAGCCUUUAUAAACAGUGAGAAAACCUUGUAAAAUUCUUGUACUGUAAAUAUUUUCCUUUUCUUGACAAUUUCCAAGACAAGUAUACAGUGAUCCUUGACGCCAUAUGUGUUUUAUUUUCUUAUUCACAGCUUCAAUAUUGAUUGGUGAGUGCUUAUGUGAAAUUGUGUUGGAGUCGGUUUUGUACUUUGGGACAUUACCUAACAGCAGCCUUACAUUCAUAAUGAAACCACUGAUUUCUACAUUGAGGAAAAGGGAUAUUGUGUUCAGCAAAAUCUUUAUGCUCGCCAUUGAGUUCUUCAGAGCUUCCCUUCUGCUCUUCUACAGCAGCAACAUAAUACAGCACUAGUUACUCUUAGCUAGAAAUGGCAAUAGCCAACAUCAACAAAAAAGUGGUUCCAACACAAACUUCAUAUAAGCACACAAGCAGUCAUAAAUGUACUGCCGCAAAACCAAUUGAAUAUUUAUGGUGUGUUCAAGUGUUUAGCGACAUUUUACUACAUAAAAAGUCAGUCGUUUCUUAUCAAACAAGUGAACAUUAGAAUUAGGCCAUUGUAGCAUUUUAUUUGCCUUUUAUUUAAAAAUUUGAUCAGAUAUUUUGGUUAUAUUUCCAUUAUGAACAUUUUUCUAAUAACACUAUUCAUAAAUGUACACACUUUAAAUAUGUUAACAGCCGAUGUUUGGGAUGUUAAAUAUUCAAUAUGUAGCAUGCUUACGUGAAGUUUGUUUUGGAGCUGGUUUGUAUUAGCUAACAUAUGCCAGCUCUGUUUUUAAGAUAAUAGUAGCUAGUGUUGCUCACUGUUACUGCCGGAUAGGAGCAGAGGAGAAACACCGAAGCACUAAAAGAUGUAUUGUUGAUUUUACCACCAAAAAAUCCCACCCACAAACAGUUUGACUACUAUCGAAAUGAUGACACAGCUUAGAAAUAAACCUGCUAACAGUAGCAAAUGCUAAGGCAAACAGCAAUUUGUGUGUUGGGCUGUUGAGACUGUUAACAUGGAUAAGCUAAUCAAGACAGUUAGCAGUCAGUUAGCUUAGAAAUGGAGUUCGCUAAUAGCCCUCAAUGCUAGAGACUCAAAAACAAAUUUAAUUUUUCACACAAAUGAAACAAAUCCAAAAUUCUGAUCAUUUUUUUUUCCUAUUACAUGGUAGACAGGAUUUUUUUUUUUUUCUCCGAUUCUGAUUAUAAUCCUUGUCUUGGAGUUGUUUUUAUGCUUUGUAAGUAGAGAAGCUGCUUGAUAAACGUGUUAUAAAUGUCAGAAUUCUUACUGUACAUUUACUGUAUAUUACACUGGAAAUAGGUGUGUAUUAUUUUGUCCAGGCUGAAGCACCUGACUUAAGGCAUUAGAAAAAAUAUUCAAUCUUCAAAACAAGUAUUACUUUAAGUGUUUUCUCAUAUUUGAGGUAAAAAAAAUCUUGCUGUUGAACUAUUCUUUUAAGAAAUCCUGAUGCUUGUUUAUUCUGAAAUAAUAAUGCU